UAUGGAUUUACGCACAACCGUCAGUAAUCUUCAAGCGCUAGCAAAGGAAGAACAAGAUACAUCUCAGAAGAACCCAGUGCUUCAAACUUAUGUCAUGCAAAACAAAAAGUUUUCAAAGACAAUUCGUGAUGUAGAACGUUUGAAAUAAGCAAUAUGAUUCUCAAAGUGCUCUUAUCGCUAACCAGCAGAGAAUGAUAAACGAAUGAAUGACACUGGCAGCGUAUAAAACGCACUGAAAUCUCUUUGAGAGGGAAUUUGAAACUAAAGUCAAGGCGAUGAUGGAUACCUUUAGAGGUCAAGUUCUGAAGGAAAUUCCAGACCCUAAAGACAUAAAAGUUCUAGGUAAACCUCUUGAAGAAUACUUCACCCAAUACAACAGUAUUUCUGAAUAUGUCAACCGAGCUCGCUUAGACAUAUACGACCUAAAAAAGCAGAUGAAGUUCAAAGCUGAUGAGAAGGAACAGGUUCCUUCUGCAUCAGAGCUUGAACUUCUCAGGCUCGGAGAAAUCAAAGCUGAUAAAUCAGAGAUAGAAGGUUUACGCCAAGAAAUCGACAGGAUAGAACAUAUGCUAGUAGACCUUGACGAAGGCUAUGAUGACUCUUAUGACGAGUAUGAUGACGAAGAUAGCCAAAUAGAAGAUGUCAUCUCACUUGAUGAAGCCUGACUGUCUAAUCAUAAUAAGAAUGAUGAAGAUGAUGAAGAAAUGUUUGAUGAAUCUGUUCAUUCAAAUGAUCAGGACAAGGCAAUUGUAGAGAAAGCUAAAAAUUUGGCUAACAAAACUAUGCCUCUAGGAACAAAUUUUGAACCCUCCUCUAAGCUAGGAGAAAAAGACAAAGACGAGGAAAAAGAUGAUAACCAAGAAAAGGAAACAGCACAUAAAAUCAAAAUCGACUUAGCCCUAGAAGAAGAGAAAAAGCAACCUCCAAGGAAACAGAGUGAGAUGAUGAAAGAAAAAUCUCCAUUGCAUAAACAAGAAGGAAAGAAGUCUGAUCCCUCGAAUGCUUUUGAUUGAGCAGAGACAAAUCAUAGUCUUGGUCAUACUGUCAGUAAUUUCAGAAAGCAAUCUGCUAGGAAGGAUAAAAAUAAAAGCCAGGCAACUAUGAAAUCCCGAGGAGGCAGUAGAUUAAACAGAGGAGCUAGCAAACUCUCAAUAGCUACUCGUAGAAUGAGAGGAGGCAGAAGAGGAAACCCUCGUGAAACCAAUGAAUUGAAGCUAAACAUCAAGAAGCUUCAAGAGGAAGUCUAUAGACUCACUAAGUUCGAGAAUGAGUCUACCAGCACUUUCCGAAAGUUUGAGAAUACUCUGGUUGAUCUUAAAAAGAAGAACGAUCUGUUUGUCAGCCAACAUCAAAAGAUUCUGAAGAAGCAAGAAGAAAUGGAAAGCCAACAUUCUUCAGCACUCAAUAAUAUUGAGAAGGAAACUCUUAAGGUCAUCAAGAUACAUAGGGAUAUCAAGAAGCUCAUUUCGGAUUUUAAGGCCGAAUACAGAUAUGGGUUUAAGAAAAUAAUCAAAGCCGAGGUUGACAUAAAUUUCUUACUCCAACAACUCAAGUUUAUUAAGACCAAGAUCAAGCCAAAGGACGAAGAGAAGAUAGAUAAGGACAAAUUACUUGGAGAAAUUGAUGGGAAAUUUGAGUUACUCUACAGCCAAGUGCACGAUAUGGCAACUGAACAAGCUCAAUUUAACUCUAACUUAAAGAAAGAGCAAGAGAACUUAAAGGAGCCGAUCAAAAAUGAAAUUAGCAAAAUUCGUGAAGAGAGUAACAUUAUGAUGAGAGAAUUAGAGAGGACUCAGAAUAACAACCGUGAGAUGCUUUCAUCAAGGCUGAAUAUGAGCAUGAACUUGGAUAUUCCAAGCAAAAUGCUGACUAAGAGGAAAUUUAGGCAUUCGACUCCAAUAAAUCAUACUAGCGCUUCGAUGAAGCUCAAGAAGUUCAAUGAAUCUGUACAGAAGCGACUAGAUAACGACUUAUUUAAUUUGAAUAAGCCAAACGGUACUUUUAACAGUAAAAGAGGUAAUUCUAUUCGUUUGGCGAGUUUUGCACCAAACCUGAAAAUAGUCCAAGAUAGCUCUGAUGUAGAUAAAAGACUUCAAAAAUUGGAGAAGGAGAGAAGAAAGAUCGGCACUACCUUAAGCACUCCUAAAUACAAUAGGUUUAGGUCUUCUCAAGUCUAA
Messenger RNA from Moneuplotes crassus, 2177 nucleotides. NCBI's taxonomy places the organism in Eukaryota, Ciliophora, Spirotrichea, Euplotida, Euplotidae. The record is from the annotation of a GenBank genome assembly.